Molecule: messenger RNA, 1227 nt
Organism: Zonotrichia leucophrys gambelii
Lineage: Eukaryota; Metazoa; Chordata; Aves; Passeriformes; Passerellidae
Gene: SFT2D1
Product: SFT2 domain containing 1
Exons: 8
Coding region: 79-558 (159 amino acids)
Biological process (GO): vesicle-mediated transport
Cellular component (GO): membrane
Source: RefSeq, a predicted model, not a curated record
CCCGCCUGGGCCGGCGGAGCGCGGCCCGGUCCCGCCCCGUCCCGGCCCCCGGCGCGGCCCUGCCCUGCGAGGGCCGGCAUGGAGAAGCUGCGGCGGGUGCUGGCCGGGCAGGACGAUGAGGAGCAGGGACUGACGGCGCAGGUCCUUGAUGCCUCAACACUCAGCUUUGGAACUCGAGUCAGAUGGUUUGCCAUAUGCUUUGUUGCUGGCAUUUUAUGUUCUUUUCUUGGAACAGCAUUGCUAUGGCUCCCAAAGGGGAUCAAACUUUUUGCAGUGUUCUACACCCUGGGAAAUAUUGCUGCUCUCGCCAGUACAUGUUUCCUGAUGGGGCCCCUGAAGCAACUGAAAACAAUGUUUGAUCCAAAACGAUUAAUAGCUACGAUUGUGAUGUUGCUUUGCCUAAUAUUGACUCUGUGUGCUGUAUUCUGGUGGAACAAAAAAGGUUUGGCAAUGUUAUUCUGCAUAUUGCAGUUCUUGGCAAUGACCUGGUAUAGUCUGUCUUAUAUUCCUUUUGCAAGGGAUGCUGUGAUUAAAUGCUUCUCAUCCUGUCUAGGGUAAAUUAAAACCAGGAACCACUGUCUGCUUUAAAAGGCAACUUUUUUCCUCUGUAAAUUUUACUCAAAAAACUCUACUUUGCCGCUUCUGAAAUACCCAGUAGCAGUUUUUUUCCUUGCCUUUUGCACUUGGGAGAUUAAAUAAUUUUUACUAGAAACAGUUUUUUAAAUAAAUUUGGAGAAUUAUUUGUGUUUACCCUGAAACUUCCAGGCUUUUUUCUGACAAGAAAGUACAUUUAAAUACUUCAUACAGAGUGGUCUUAACACUACUUUGUAUCCAGUAACAGUUUAUUCCCGAGUGGAGGCAAGUCACUAAGGCCUGGGUAGUGUGCAUAAAGGUUUCAUUUAUAGUUCUGUCUAAAACUUGCAAUGUGCCAUUUAUGUUUGUAUAUUAUCCAUUGUAUGCUUUUCCAAAGACAGAGUUUUAUAAACAUUGUAAAGAUUUGGAAGAUUUGUAAUUAACUGCUCCUUUGAAAUGUCUAUACAUGUGCCUUAUGGAAAAAACUUACUGAGAAUGUGAAAGGAAUGUUUAAAACCUGUUGGAUUUUAUUAAAAAAGUUGUAUUUUAAAUGUUUUUUUUUUUAAUUUCAUACCUAAAUACUUUUUACUACAAGAACUUAUGACUAAUGUAUAAAUGGGACUUGUGAAAUAAAUUCAUUUUUAAAGUGCCUUA